AGAUAAAUCACUCAAUAAAACCAAAAAACGCGCUUGGUCUGUCUGCACGUCUCUCUUCGUCCCCAUCUUCACUCCUCUGCAAACAAAAAACAAUGGCACCCAACAACAAAGAGCAGACCUACAUCAUGGUCAAGCCCGACGGGGUCCAGCGUGGCCUCGUCGGCGAGAUCCUCUCUCGCUUCGAGAAGCGCGGCUUCAAGCUCGUCGCCCUCAAGCUCGCCACUCCCUCCAAGGAGCACCUUGAGAAGCACUACGCCGACCUCAGCGACAAGGCCUUCUUCCCUGGUCUCAUCCAGUACAUGCUCUCGGGUCCCGUCGUCGCCAUGGUCUGGGAGGGUCUCGAUGCCGUCAAGACCGGUCGGGUCAUGCUCGGCGCCACCAACCCUCUCGCGUCUGCUCCUGGCACCAUCCGCGGUGACUAUGCCCUUGCUGUUGGCCGUAACAUCUGCCACGGCUCUGACUCCGUUGAGAGUGCCAACAAGGAGAUCGGCCUCUGGUUCCCUGAGGGCUUUGCCCAGUAUACUCUCCUCCAGGAGACCAUGAUCUUUGAGUAGAUUUAUGUCGGCAGUUGGAUGUUAAUGGAGAACGACAUGUGACAAUAUGUUGUACAGUAGAUCUUGACAAUAUCAGUUGUAUCUGAUGAUCACACUUGAUUGCGCUUGAUGUUGAUGAGA
Coniophora puteana RWD-64-598 SS2 is the source of this 674-nucleotide messenger RNA. RefSeq names its product nucleoside diphosphate kinase. The transcript has 5 exons. The record is from RefSeq and is a predicted model, not a curated record. Gene Ontology annotation, molecular function: nucleoside diphosphate kinase activity. Gene Ontology annotation, biological process: GTP biosynthetic process; UTP biosynthetic process; CTP biosynthetic process. Lineage: Eukaryota; Fungi; Basidiomycota; Agaricomycetes; Boletales; Coniophoraceae. The coding region runs from base 93 to 554 and encodes 153 amino acids.